Electrophorus electricus (electric eel) is the source of this 3810-nucleotide messenger RNA. NCBI's taxonomy places the organism in Eukaryota, Metazoa, Chordata, Actinopteri, Gymnotiformes, Gymnotidae. The record is from RefSeq and is a predicted model, not a curated record.
UUACCGGGGCCGGCGUUUCGUCUUUCGUCGGGCGCAGAAAAGGAUUUUUUACCCCGAUUUUCCACACGCUCGCGAGGUGUCCGGAGCGUUUUCGAAGCCGCGUGACCCUUGACCUGGGAGAGAUGGCGCAGUGGUAGCACCAGGGAUGCCGGACCAUGACAGCGAGUUCCUCCUAAACCGACAGACUAAAAGAAGGAGAGUGGACAACGGAGUGAAGAGAACCGUGGGCUCGAGCUCCAGUCUGACUGCAGCAUUCCCGGCCGAUAGCCUCAUCACUCGUGCUGUCAGACUUCCUGUCCUCGUCGGAGCCAUGAACGCCCGCCACGCCGUGGACCCGGACCUGCUGGAGUGCCAAGGCAGCCAGCUUGUGCACGGGGACCCCGGCGAGAGCAAGUCCAACGUGCUCCGGAAACUCCUGAAGAGGGCCAACUCGUACGAGGAGGCCAUGGUACCAUUUCCUGGCACCACCAUCAUCUCCCAGCUGCUGAAGAGCAGCAUGACAAAGAAUGGGGGCGGGGCCGGAGGGGCGGAGCCGGGGUUCCCUGGCAGCGCCCUCUCCAGCGCGGGCUCCGAAGCGGCGCAGGAGGACGCGUGCAGCAGCUCAUCUCGGGACAGCCCGGGCCAGGAGUGCCCGUCGCCGUUCGCCCGCCCGGCCCACUUUGAGGCGGAGCGGCUCAGCGACGAGCACCUCCGCGCCAAGCGCGCUCGCGUGGAGAACAUCAUCCGCGGGAUGAGCCACUCGCCCUGCGUGGGGGGGCCGCCGAGCGGCUGCGGCAGGGAGCGCGAACAGGGGGACGGCGAGGGGGAGCCGGAGGGCCACCCGCUCCCGCACAGCCCGCGGGACGGUUACCGCGAGAACAAGCGCAAACAGAAGGUCCCGCAACAGCAGCAGAGCUUCCGGCAGCUGGUGUCGGCGCGCAAGGAGCAGAAAGCGGAGGAGCGGCGGCAGCUCAAGCUCCAACUGGAGGACAUGCAGAAGCAGCUCAGGCAGCUGCAGGAGAAGUUCUUCCAGGUCUACGACAGCACCGACUCCGAGGGUAACGACCCGGACCCCGACGGCGGGAACCUCUCGGAGGACAGCGCGCGCUCCGACGCCGACGAGCGCCCCGCGCGGGACUCGGGCGCCGACCGCUCGGACUGCGAGAUGCCGGACCUGGACCCGGGUCACUUCCUGGACCGGGCAAGGGUGCAGCCGAGGGAGCGCGCCGUGAUGGACGGAGAGAGGCCCAAGCGAGAGGGCGUCCUAAGGGUCAGAGGGCAAGGGUCCACCUCUAUGCACGCGGAGGGGAAGCAGCUGGCCGAGACGCUGAAGCAGGAGCUGAACUCCGCCAUGUCCCAGGUGGUGGACAUGGUCGUCAAGGUCUUCGCCAAGCCCCCACGUCCCCUGCCGCAGGGGUUCCCGCCUCUCCCUGAGCCCCAAGACCCGUUCCCCACCAAUGGCGACAACCCCAAUUUCCACACGACCAAUCAGAGGCUGCAGUGCUUCGGCGACGUCAUCAUCCCGGGCCCGCACGAGUCGUUCGGCGGAGUCCCGCUCCCGAGCGCCAACGACCAGACCGAGGCGCUGCCCCUGGUGGUCCGUAAGCCCGCCUCGGAGCUCCACCACCACCACCACCACCAGCGGUCGGCGGUGGGCGCCCACGGCGGGCACCACCACCCUUCUCUGCACCCCUCCUCCCUCUCUGCCAACGUGGGCUUCAGUCCCCCAUCAUUCCGACAACCCUUCCCCCUACCCCUCAUGGGCUACCCCUUCCAGGGGCCCCUCGGGACCCCCUCGCUGGGGUACCCAGGCAAGGACAGGGGCUCGCCGGACUCCAUGGACCUCUCGCGGGAGACCACCAGCUUACGGACCAAGAUGGCGUCCAACCACCACCUGGGGCACCACCGGUCCUGCUCGCCCACCCACCCGGGGAGCACGGCCGAGGGUCUGUCCCUCUGCCUCAUAAAGUCCGAGUGCGGCGAGCUCCAGGACAUGUCGGACAUCUCGCCAUAUCCAGGGAGUACAAUUCAGGAAGGACUGUCCCCCAACCACCUGAAGAAAGCCAAGCUGAUGUUCUUCUACACCCGCUACCCCAGCUCCAACAUGCUGAAGAUGUUCUUCUCCGACGUCAAGUUUAACAGGUGCAUCACGUCCCAGCUUAUCAAGUGGUUCAGUAACUUUCGCGAGUUCUACUACAUCCAGAUGGAGAAGUUCGCCCGGCAGGCCAUCAACGACGGUGUGACCGGGGCGGAUGAGAUCGCCGUGGCCAGGGACUGCGAGCUCUUUAGGGCACUCAACAUGCACUAUAACAAAGCCAACGACUUUGAGGUGCCUGAGCGUUUCUUGGAGGUGGCCCAGAUAACCUUGCGGGAGUUCUUCAACGCAAUCGUGGCUGGUAAAGACGUCGACCCCUCCUGGAAGAAGGCCAUCUACAAGGUCAUCUGCAAGCUGGACUCGGAGGUCCCCGAGGUGUUCAAAUCGCCCACCUGUCUCCAGGAACUCCUCCACGAGUAAACGUUUCCCGCCUCCUCCCCCGAAAAACACCCGAUGGUUUGAGCUUCGUUUUCGAGUUGUUUUUUUUUCCGGGUUCUCCUUCUUUUUCUCCUUUCCGGCUCGUUUUUCCGAACGGAUGGCACAUGAAGUAGCAUUCCUGAGCUCCUCCCGCUGGGCCGAUCCAGCCAUCCGGUUUGCGUCUUCUCCCUUUUAUUUUUCCCGUGAUUUCAUAUUUGCCACUCUGUCUGGAAUUGUUACUAAAGCCAAACGACACCCUGAACUGGUGUGACUGACGUAAGUUCACUCGGGCUUGUUAAACUGAAGUGUGUAUUUUUCUGGAGAAUAGGGCAUUGCAUUUAUAGGGUGUAUAGAACUAUUAUUAUUGUUAUUAUUAUUAUUAUUAUUAUUGUUAUUUUAUUAUUCUUGGUGUUAUUGUUGCUGUUGCUGUUCUUGCCUGGGUAAGACUGACACUUUUUCUCUCACGAUAAGGUUGCAAGAAAAAUAAAUUAUUAUUCCAAAAUGUAAAUCUCUAUAUGCAAAACUAUAUUACUGACUCAAAGCCUGAAAGGACUUUUAUGCUAGAAUAGUUUUCAUUUGGUCCAUUGCUUCCUGAUUGCAUGGGUCCAAGGGUUGAUGUUUUGGCUGCUUUGACCUACAGUUCAAUGCCCCAUGUCGAAGCAGCCGAUUGGCCACUGUAACCCCACCCUAUUACAUCACUUCCUUUGAUUAUUAUUGUUGGGUUUUCUUGAUUGUUUUUUUCAACAUGGUCAUUGUAGAUUUCUGGAUUCUCUGGUUUGCACAGGAAACGAUAAAACGUCAUUUAAAUGGAGCCAGUUCAAUUUUCCAGUGGCUUCAAAACCAGCGUGCUCGCGCGCGCACACACACACACACACACACACACACACCUCAAGAACGCGCAUUAACAAGCCCUUCAGCGUCUCAUUCCAGAGGAAUCAUUCUAGACCUUCGAGUGUGUGUGUGAGUGUGUGUGCGCGCUUGCUUGUCCGUGCGCGUGUGUGUGUGUGUGUGUAGUUUGGAGACAGCAUGCAGUUGGCCUCAGGCUCUUUUCAGAAUGAGCGAUCUUUUUUUUUUGCUGUGUGGUAUUUAGUUCAGUAUUUUUAUGGUGUUUCUUGAAUACAGACCUGCUAUAAAUGACUGAACAGUGUUUGAAAAGGACAACACACAAUAUGAAUUCAAUCCUUGCAUACCUUUUUUCCCCCUGGAUGUUACGAGUUUGUACUGUAUGGAUAUGAAUUUUAAAAAUGCACUUACCUGUUCAGUGGAGGCAAUGACAUUGGAUUUUAUUUAAUAAAGAUUGAAAAUAUACUUGAAACGAA